This is a messenger RNA of Lasiosphaeria miniovina, 501 nucleotides long. RefSeq lists its product as uncharacterized. Bases 1 to 501 code for a protein of 166 amino acids. The record is from RefSeq and is a predicted model, not a curated record. The transcript has 3 exons. NCBI's taxonomy places the organism in Eukaryota, Fungi, Ascomycota, Sordariomycetes, Sordariales, Lasiosphaeriaceae.
AUGGCCAGCGAUCGUCUUGUCGACGUCUUCGCCAACUUCUUCCCUCCUAACAGCAAGGAUAGCUGGUUGUUCGGCCCGGAAUUACCGUGGUUCAAUGAGAACGAGGAGAGUGGGCGCAGCGACCUCGUUCUGUCGCAGUCCCUGUCGACCUGGCCCGAGAACUUUAACGCCUUCGGUCUCCCGUUCCUCGCGGCUGAGUUUAAGAGCGCCGGUUCAGGCAAGGAAGAAUGGGAUAAGGCGUUUGCGCAGCUGGACGGGGCCGUCAAGUAUUUGGCAAAGUGGUGGUCUCGUGGACAACCGCUGUUUGGCGUCACCGCGCUCGGCAACUUUUGCGCCUUCUAUAAGCUGGAGAACGGAAAGCUAGUAAGGGUACACGCCGCGGAAAAGCUCAGCAUGGCUGACGCAAAUGACCGCAAGACCAUUGGCAUGAUUUUGGAGGAUAUUCGAAAAGUGUCGCCAGCACCGACCGCGAAGUUUCAAUCAGCAGCCCCUCAUCUGUGA